Molecule: messenger RNA, 1025 nt
Organism: Cucurbita moschata (crookneck pumpkin)
Lineage: Eukaryota; Viridiplantae; Streptophyta; Magnoliopsida; Cucurbitales; Cucurbitaceae
Product: abscisic acid receptor PYL9
Exons: 3
Coding region: 105-650 (181 amino acids)
Biological process (GO): abscisic acid-activated signaling pathway
Cellular component (GO): nucleus; cytoplasm
Molecular function (GO): abscisic acid binding; protein phosphatase inhibitor activity; signaling receptor activity
Source: RefSeq, a predicted model, not a curated record
AAUUUGUCGGCAGAGCAUUGGGUAAGCGAAAAAAGUCAUACUUCUCUGCUUCUUCAACCUUCUCCUUCACCCAUUUUUCUCGUUAUCAUCUUCAACCCAAAUCCAUGGAGUCGCAGUACAUUCAGAGCCACCACAGACAUAAUCCGGCAGGCAACCAGUGCUCCUCCGCCGUUUUCAAGCACAUCAAAGCUCCUGUUCACCUCGUAUGGUCGUUGGUGAGGAGCUUCGAUCGGCCGCAGAGGUACAAGCCUUUCGUGAGUCGGUGUGUGGUUAGAGGCGAUAACCUUGGAAUUGGGAGUCUUAGAGAAGUUAAUGUUAAAUCUGGGCUUCCUGCUACUACCAGCACUGAGAGGUUGGAGCUUCUUGAUGAUGAUGAACAUAUUCUUGGUGUCAAGAUUGUUGGUGGUGAUCACAGGCUCAAGAACUAUGCUUCGAUUAUCACUGUCCAUCCCGAAAUCAUCGAUGGAAGGCCGGGAACAUUGGUAGUCGAUUCAUUUGUCAUGGAUGUGCCCGAGGGGAACACGAAGGAGGAGACAUGUUUCUUUGUCCAUUCCUUAAUAACCUGCAACCUCAGAUCACUGGCCGACGUCUCCGAGAGGAUGGCUGUGCUGCAGGAUGCAGCCGAACCGAUUCCUCAAUAUUGUAUAUAAGCAAGAACAAAAUGGAGGAAAGCCUUUCCAAUCGAUUUUUCUGUUACUAUGGAUUUGUCAUCUCAUUGGAGACUCGCCCAGUAUCCUCUUCUGAUUUUGUUUUCAUAUAUUACCUCAAUUCUAGGAUAGUAUCUCAUGUUUUUGUUCUUGUGGGUCGGUGGAACUCCCAAAGACGUGGAGUUCUAUUUUGCUUUCAUUGUCAUAGAUAUAGAUAUAUAUGGAUAUACUAUCGUCAUAGAUAUAGAUAUAUAUGGAUAGUAUAGAAAUGUCUUCGGUUAGUAUAUGGAUACUUGAGGUGUUAUAGUAUAGAAAUGCUUUGGUCAGUGUAUGGAUACUUGAGGUGUUAUGUAUAUAAUAUGAACUUUGAGAUGCUAA